AUGAGUAGUCGCGGUGGGAAACUUGCCCCUGAAGUCAAUCGAGCUCUGUUCGUCAAGAACCUGAGCUACAACGUAACGCCGGAAGAGCUCUUCGAUCUCUUUGGAAAAUUCGGUCCCAUUCGCCAGGUCCGACAGGGCAUCGCCAACGCGACCAAAGGAACUGCUUUUGUGGUUUAUGAGGAUGUCAUUGAUGCCAAGCAAGCCUGCGACAAGCUCAACGGCUUCAACUUUCAGAACCGCUAUCUAGUUGUACUAUACCACCAGCCAGACAAGAUGGCCAAGUCAAAAGAGGACCUGGAGGCACGCCGCGAAUCGUUAGCGAGGCUCAAGAAGCAGCACGGUAUCGAUUGA
Messenger RNA from Akanthomyces muscarius, 351 nucleotides. RefSeq lists its product as uncharacterized. Gene Ontology annotation, cellular component: nucleus; cytoplasm; ribonucleoprotein complex. The record is from RefSeq and is a predicted model, not a curated record. Bases 1 to 351 code for a protein of 116 amino acids. The transcript is spliced from 4 exons. Gene Ontology annotation, molecular function: mRNA binding. NCBI's taxonomy places the organism in Eukaryota, Fungi, Ascomycota, Sordariomycetes, Hypocreales, Cordycipitaceae.